Xyrauchen texanus (razorback sucker) is the source of this 2081-nucleotide messenger RNA. Its product is annotated as Voltage-dependent anion-selective channel protein 2-like. Gene Ontology annotation, biological process: monoatomic anion transmembrane transport. The transcript is spliced from 10 exons. NCBI's taxonomy places the organism in Eukaryota, Metazoa, Chordata, Actinopteri, Cypriniformes, Catostomidae. The record is from RefSeq and is a predicted model, not a curated record. Gene Ontology annotation, cellular component: mitochondrial outer membrane. The coding region runs from base 25 to 891 and encodes 288 amino acids. Gene Ontology annotation, molecular function: voltage-gated monoatomic anion channel activity.
CUCAACAACAAUAUACUCGGCACGAUGGAAGUUCCUCCAGCUUACUCCGAUCUAGGCAAAGCAGCCAAAGACAUUUUCAGCAAGGGUUACGGUUUUGGAAUUAUUAAACUGGACCUCAAGACUAAAUCUCAGAAUGGAGUGGAGUUUAACUCAUCUGGAUCCAGUAACACUGAUACAGGAAAAGCAGGUGGGAGUUUGGAGACCAAAUAUAAGAUGAAGGAUCUGGGAUUGAGUUUGAAUCAGAAGUGGAACACAGACAACGUGCUCAGUACAGAGGUGUCUGUAGAAGACCAGCUGGCACAGGGGUUGAAAGUGGCAUUAGAUACUUCUUUUGUACCAAACACAGGCAAGAAGAGCGGUAAACUGAAGACCGGCUACAAGCGUGAUUUUGUCAACCUGAGCUGUGACAUUGAUUUUGAGGGUCCAGUUGCGCAUUCUUCAGCUGUUAUGGCUGAUUCUGAUUCUGAUUCUGAUUCUGAAGGCUGGCUUUUGGGAUACCAGAGAGCCUUUGACACAGCCAAGUCCAAACUCGUGCAAAACAACUUGGCUCUGGGCUACAAGACUGGAGACUUUCAGCUUCACACCAACGUUAAUGAUGGAGCAGAGUUUGGAGGAUCCGUCUAUCAGAAAGUAACCGAUCAGUUGGAGACCGCCGUCACGCUGGCCUGGACUGCCGGCAGCAACAACACACGCUUCGGAGUCGCUGCCAAGUACCAGCUGGACAAAGACACCUCUUUAUCUGCCAAAGUGAACAACGCCAGUUUGAUUGGAGUUGGUUACACUCUGAGACUACGGCCUGGAGUAAAACUCACACUUUCUGCCCUCAUUGAUGGAAAAAACGUCAACACCGGUGGACACAAGGUUGGACUGGGCUUUGAACUCGAAGCGUAGCUGCUGUAGUGCAUUAAAAGAAGAUAUGAGGCUCCUCCUGAAAUGAUUAACCCCUCUACCUCUCCUGCAUCACACACACUUACACCCGAUGACUUAAAUACGUAGCGGCAAGAUGAUGAUUACUGUUUUUUGGAGUCUCAAUCGACCGUAAGAUCUGGUCUUCUACGGGACAUUUUGGUUGUUAACCUCAUUUAUUCCGUUCAGAGAUUUAAUGAGGACAGUUUUUGUGUAGAGCACCUGCAAAAUCUAAAAUACACGAGUAGCGAUAGAGUGCAAAUGUUUUUUGUUAAUCACUAUUUUUGUUUCGUUUUCCACAAAAAAUGAUUAAACAGUCUUAAAACAAGAUAUGUUUACUAUGUGGAAAAAAAAUCUUAAUAUGUCAUAAAUUAUGUGUAUUUUUCCUACCUCAUUAACAAAUAUUUCCUCUUGUUUGAACCAUAACCCUCACUAAAUGUUGUUAAAUAUACGCUUAAAACAAGAACAACAAUUUGCAAAUUGGGUGAGAUAAAAAGUCUUAUUAUUAGCUGACACGAUUUUGCUUCUCAAGUAAAUGUAUCUUGUUUUAAGGAUAUUUAUUCUGUUAGCAUUGUUACUGUUUUUGAGCAUGAUAAACCCAUGUGUUUGAUUUAGCACUAUGAGAGAAAGCCAUCAAUUGCAUGGCAUUUGUUAUAGUUAUGUCUUUUCAAUUAUAUCAACUGGUUGGGACCUGUGAUCACACUACCACGUUGCAUUAGAGUGACAUUGCACUUUUUUAGAUGCUAUCUAGUUACGAAUAAGUUCACAGGAAACCAUAUAGACAGGAUGUGUAUUUUAAGCACAUGCAACACUUUCUUAGACUCUCAUUGAUGGUAAGAGAGAGACUUGACGCUGAGAAAAUGCUCUUCAUCUGCAAACCACAUAAAAAAUGUACUGUUGUUUGAAUGAGGGAGUUAAGUAACAUUUUUGCCUCAUGUGAGUCACUUUGUGGGCACCGAAUUUUAAACGUUGAACAUACCAAUUGCUUUUUCAAACAUUUAAUUGAAUCCAAUUUACUCAUGCUGCUUGUGUUUCUUAAAUGACGGCCAUUAUAUUAUUAUGACACUCAUUUUACUUUUAUCUUUUUACCUUUUAUUUAGUUUUAUCAGAAUGUAGUACCUCAUUUUUCAGCCAAAAUGUAAAAAUUUGAAUAAAUGACGAAAAACAAUAUGGCG